CCCUCUCGGAGCUCUGUGCUUUCGUUCAACAGGACACCACACAUUAGUCUAAUAUUCAAAGUAGCCCAUCAUACGUUAUCCCUGAUAGCCCGUUCUAGCCAAUCUCAAUGCCAGACGCACACCUAGGCUUCCGCUACUACCAAUCAAGCCCGUACUUUGAAACCAAACUCCUGGUUGUUCGCGAUAGGAGACUGUUAAUUGGCCCCUUGAGACUGGUCAAGGGCAACUUUCUGAUUCAGCUUUCCAAGAAAAAGCCAUUCCCAGAGACAGUUUCUAAAAUAGAACUCACCCUAGAAGGGAUCUGCAUCAGCAAAGUCAUCCGGGACAACCUCUUGCCCCCGAGGGAGAAAAAUGCCAGCGAUACAGGCUGUUAUAGAUUCCUCUACAUAGAAAACUUGAUGGCCGAUGAAGACCCGCUUGUGACGGAUGAGGAAAUCAUCCUGAACUUCGCUUUCAAGCUCCCUGAUAGAUUGCACUUCUGCCCCAACGCUGAAACAGGGAGGCACAACGAAUUACUCCACGAUCGUCUUCCCCCUUCCUUCGGAAACCCCAUAAACUGUGGGCUAAAAUUCAACGCGGACAAACUGAUAUACGAUAGCCGCAUUUUCCAGAACGGGAACGAAUUUGAGUCAAAGUUUGCUGUGACGUAUUUCGUCAAGGCGGUGGUGUACGGCCGCGGCGAAGGGGUAGCUGACAAGAUUUUGUUUGUCGGGAGAAAAGACAUGAUGGUAUCUUCCUUCCACGGGGCCAUAUCCCCAUCCUUACGAUCAACCCGGUUUACCAAGAUCAACCCGCAACAGUACUACGACAUUUGUGAUCUCAGCUACCCCGUGAGCAAUUCCGAGUUUGAGGGGAAAAGCGACUGCCCCGUGGUACGAAAGAAAUUCAACAAUGUUUCGCUCCGCACGUACACAUAUGACUCGUUGGUGAUGGAAUGUAAGAUCCCCGACCCGAUUUCUGUGGACAACCGCAGUGCUGUUAUACCAAUAGAGCUAGACUUUACGCUCAGUGGGACGGGUAUUAAAAGCCUUGAUACGAUUGUAUCGUUGGUUUUGAGGCAAACCGUUUACUUGACCGCGCAGUGUGGCAAGACUAUCGGAAGUUCAGGCACGCUUAUGAGCCAGGACAGGGAAGGCAAGGUGAUUGUGCAUAAAUACCCGCUACUAAAGGAUAAAAACGAGCAGUUGGACUUUUUACUGGACAGCCCCCCGGGUUACAAUGAGAUUGCUGCUCUGAAGCUGCGUGCUCGCCAUAAUAUAUACCUACAGGGGAGCACGAUUGGAAUGCAACACUUAUGCCCUACUUUCCAUUCGUGCACAAUCCAGGUAAUGUACGACCUCGAAGUGACGGUUUUUGUUCCGCAGUCAACAACCCCUCUACUUCUCCGCAAGUUUUUAAGGCGGAACAGCGGUGCUUCUGCUCCCACUGGGAAUCUUGAUGAUGCGACGUUUAUGAUUUCCACCCCGGUGGUGAUGAAGAAGAGGAGAGCUAACCAUUGGUGUAGCAGCGAUGAGGAGGUGUUUAAAGGUCCGUUGGAUCCGGCGGAAGUUGAGGUAUUGCCGUUGUAUCGUGAUAUUACCAACACUGGUGUGCCUGACUAUGAGUAGCGAAUGGGUUGCAGCGGGUGCCUUCCACGUAACAGAGGGUUAUAUGUUUAGGCCGUGCUCGUCUAGAUACCUUUGCCGUAAAUUGAAAAUAGAUAAACAUUCA
Messenger RNA from Babjeviella inositovora NRRL Y-12698, 1710 nucleotides. RefSeq lists its product as uncharacterized. NCBI's taxonomy places the organism in Eukaryota, Fungi, Ascomycota, Pichiomycetes, Serinales. The record is from RefSeq and is a predicted model, not a curated record. The transcript has a single exon. Bases 108 to 1607 code for a protein of 499 amino acids.